Molecule: messenger RNA, 5175 nt
Organism: Varanus komodoensis (Komodo dragon)
Lineage: Eukaryota; Metazoa; Chordata; Lepidosauria; Squamata; Varanidae
Gene: PDGFB
Product: platelet derived growth factor subunit B
Exons: 7
Coding region: 1131-1886 (251 amino acids)
Biological process (GO): platelet-derived growth factor receptor signaling pathway; positive regulation of cell migration; positive regulation of MAP kinase activity
Cellular component (GO): membrane
Molecular function (GO): platelet-derived growth factor receptor binding; growth factor activity
Source: RefSeq, a predicted model, not a curated record
UGCUCCCUUGUUCACUUUAGAAUUCCCCAGGUUCUCCCCUUUGAAAGCAGUGUGCGCUCAGUCUAUGUUACUGGAUAUAUUUUUUAAAAAAAUCUGGUGAAUGCUGAAUCGUGCCUUAUUUUUUUCCCCCUUCUGUUUUGUUUCAUAGCCAAAAGAGGAGUUACUGAAAGCCAUGUCUCCACCCCUUUUUCGCUUUCUCUUCUCUCCUUUAAAAGAAGGAACAACUGAAAUGCUAGCACCUUAUUUUCUUGCAGAGACCCAAACUAGCUCUCUCCCUGGUGCUGUCUCUCCUCCCACUGGAGCAUACCUUUUUCUUCCUUGCUGGAGCAGAGUGCAAGAGAGCAGCAGCAGCAGCAAUACCAGUCUGGAGACUUAGGACGAUUUACACACUCACGCGCGCGCGCACGCGCGCGCACACUCACACACACACAAAAGCAGGCUGCUCUACCGGAGCCACUUGCUCACCUGUCUGCAAACAUAACUCAUGCUUCAAACUCUCACUCAACCAAAGCUCUUUGGAAAAAAGCCUCAAACAGAAAUUUAACCUAAUGAAGAUAUUCAAACCAAAGGCGUGGCGAGAGCAAUGCAUUAAGAAGUUACACAAGGAAGAAUGAGGAGCAUGAAGACCUCAACUCUUCCCCUACAGUUUUCAAUGUUUUGAAGCUUAAGAUUUUGAAGGAAUACUGCAAAUAAUUGUUUUUGUCAGCAGACACUUUUGUCCUUUAAAGGAACAAGCCCUGCUUUUAUGCAGAUUGCCAAACCCAGGGAAAUGUUGAGAGACUUCUUAUAGCAAAGUGCUUGGAGGGGAUGGAAGGAGAUGCCUCUUUUGGACAGGGAUAUUUUCCUGCUUUUUCUUCUUUUACAGUCACCUAUGCUUUCUCUCUAAGAAGACAGGCAGAAAAAUAACCAACCAUCAUUUUCCCCUAAGGACCUUUAAAAAAAUAUUUUAUCUAAGAGUGUAUAUUAUUUUCCAGACAAGAAAAGUUUGUAGGAAAGAAAUGAGAGAGCACAGAACUCCCUGUGCAUGACAUACAGCAUAGACUGUUGGCAGACUCUCUCACCUCUGUGCCUGAAGUGUGGGAACCUUACUUUUUUAAAAAAAAGACGACGACGACGACGACGACUCUUCAAUGUGUCUGGAACUUCUGGGGAUUGGAGUCGGCAUGAAUUUCGGAGUGCUCGUCGUGUGUCUCUGGCACCUACCACUCAUCAGCAGUGAGGGAGACCCCAUCCCGGAAGAGAUCUAUGAAAUGCUGAGUGACAGUUCAGUGCGUUCCAUCAGAGAUCUCCAGCAGGUCCUGCGGAUAGACUCCGUAGAAGAAGUUAGCUCCAGUUCAUACCUGAACUCCACCAGAACAGAUCCCGCUCAAAAUUCUGUUCCUUUUUUCCGAGGGAGACGAAGUCUUGGUGGAGAAGAACCUGUAGAGGCAGCAGUACUUGCUGAAUGCAAGACACGGACCGAAGUCUUUGAAAUCUCCCGGAGCAUGGUGGAUCCCACCAACGCCAACUUUGUCGUGUGGCCCCCAUGUGUAGAAGUGCAGCGGUGCACAGGCUGCUGCAACACCCGAAGCAGGCAAUGUCGCCCCACGCGGGUUCGUGUGCGACAUAUCCAGGUAAACAAGAUAGAAAUUGUUCGUAUGAAACCAGUCGUACAUAAAGUCAUUGUGCCCUUGGAGGACCAUCUGGAGUGUCGAUGCGAGACAGUAUCACCCCUGCCUCUCAGUCGGGCAAAAUCACGUGAGCACAGAGGUGGGCCUCGACUGAGCACUGUGGCUUCUCUUCCAGCCAGGGCACGAGUGCACCGGUUGCUGCCACGAAAGAGGAAGCAUCGGAAGUUCAAGCAUGUGAAUGAUAAGAAGGCGCUGAAAGAAAUCUUCCCAGCAUAAUAGAAGUGCUGGCAGGCAAGAGUGCAGAUGUCAGGUUUAUUAUUUAAUACGUUUGCUGUAUUGCCCCCGUGGGGUUCUCAGAGUUUCUCUCCGUCCAUCUGCCUCAAUGCUAUUUUGGACGGCAAAUGGUGCUUCCUGAUCCUUUGCCCGCUGGACAUUCUCCCACCAAAGUUUACUAUUUGAGUUCUCAUUUCUUAAUUGCAUUUCAGCAUACUCCCAAAGGAAGAAGACUGUGGUGGGAAAUAAAUGGCAAAAGAUGCAGGAAUUUGGACGGACGAUAUGCUUUGUGCCACAGCAAGUGCAGUGGGAAUGUGGCAAAGACUUGUGGUCCCAAUCGCCUUGUGAAAGGCAGCAGGGGAAAUGAGAGGAUGAGAAAUGUCUUUACCUCCUUUCCUUCUUGCUCCCAUCCAGGAGUUAGCUGAGCUCAGGCUGUUUACAAUGGCAAUGAGCACAAGCCAAGGCAGUCUGAGUGACAACCAACGACAGUAAAUGCACUAAAGACUUCUUUUGUUUUGUCUGAAUAGAUAUUUUUCAUGUGUGUAUGUAUAUUUUAUUUUUAAAACCACUAAACAUGCCAUGCCUCGGAGGACAGAACCAGUGACAGCUAAGAAUAUGUACCCAGGACUUCCUGUUGUCAUAUGGAUGGGGUGCUUGGAACAACAAACAGGAGGGAAGCUGCGGAACCACUGCUGCCACCCAUCCAGUGACCCCCUUAGGUCAAAGAGGCCUUCUUUGCACAUGAUUAUAAGGAGGGCUUGGCUUACACUGUUUCCAGUCUCCUGUUUCAGUUGGAAUUUGCAGUUGUUUGGGGGUUUUUUGUAUGGAUCAUUGUGAGGUUUUGUUAAUGGGUUUGCAUUCAGUACAGUGAAGAUUGCAACCACUCAAUAAAGUGGGGCUCCUAGCCUGUCUGGUCUGCUACCCUUGUGGUUGCUGCUUUCAUGGCUGCCAGAAUAAGGCCUUGCUUUUUAGUAGAAGGGGCUAGAACUGUAUUACAACAUACUCUUUGACAAUGGGCAAUCAAGGCAACUUUUGUAUGGGGUCUCAAAUAUCAUUGUAGACAAAGACCAUGGCAUGGGACCAUGGAAAGAUAAAGCACACAUAGGCAACUUGUAGCCCUACAGGUGUUUUGGUCUAGAACCUGGAUCAUACAUUACUGCACUGGCUAUGGCUGAUGGGGGCAGUAGGUCAAAGCAUCUGGAGGGCCAGAAGUUGCCCCCCCCACCUUGAGAAACAGCAGUGCUGCCUUUCCCAACCUGGCUUCCUCCAGGUGUUUUGGACUGCAGUUCUCAUUAUUCCUGACCAUUGGUCACAGUGGUCAGAGCUGAUAGGAGUUGCAGUUUAAAGCAGCUGGGGGGCAACAGGUUGAAGGCUGCAGUAGUGGCUUGAAUGGACUGUUCGUAUAAUGGCUUGGUUAUAUUCCUUGUAGUAUCAGUCCACCCCAUACUGUAAGUGUCCCUUGUGCAUGACCUUUACUGAUGGCCACCUUACUAGCAACUUUCCUCUGGCACAGCAAUUAAGGGGCAGAUGUUACAGAUGCUAACCCAUGUUAAUAGCUUCAGGUUAAUUUUCUGAUGAGGACAAAGUGCAAAGCUUCCUAGGAGCCAUGAGAUUCUGCCUGUGAUGCCUGUGAUGCAUCACAUACGGUAUAUUUAUUCUGCAAUUCCAAGUGAUACUGAAGAUGCCAAGCACCUUACGCAGCAUUUUGACAGCUGCGCAACCAAAGUUCAUAGGCAAGGAUCCAGUUGGUAGUACCCAAUAGAUGUGUUGGAGGCAAAGAAGGCAACAAAAUGAACUGGCCCUCAUUAACCACUUGUGCUUUUUAAAUCUUCUGCAUUUUCUCCAUUCUCCUUUUCUCUCCAACCCCACUUUUCAAGGUUCACAUGCCUUUCCAGAUCUCCCACGAAUGAAACUGGCAGUAUCUUUUGUGUGACUGAAUAAAGCUAAACAGUGAGCUUACAUUCAGGAAUGAUUUAAAAAAAAGGAAAAGGAAAGACAUUCACUUUACCUGAGAUAGAAAAGGGGUUAGUCACUUCUAUAUAUUGGAAAGGUUGGUGGGAAAAGCAGAGAAGGAUGAAGUAAAUGACGCUUUUUAGCUUUUACUUUCCAUCUACCUCUUCAGCAACUUUUAUUCACUGUAUUUGUCUUGGGGAAGGAGCAAAACAGAUAUCAAACCCAUACAGGAUAAACUGAUGCAUCUCUGCGUGAGCAGAUGCAGGAUGGAGGCCAGCAGCCACACAUUUCAUUUGUUAGAAGUGGAUUGUACUGCACAAUCCUAUCCAAAGAGAUGAACCUGUGCAAAAUUUUGGUAGGUAGUAGGGAGGAAAGAAGAAAAGGAAUGUGCCCUUUUGCCACAUUUACAAAGAAAGAGCAUGGUAAAUGCAACUUUAGGUUAAAAUUCCGCAAUGUCCAGGUCAAAUUUAAAAAAUGCUAUAAAAAUGUCUGCAGCUAUUUUGCUGCCCCAGGUGGAAAUGUUUGUGUUCCAUUUGAUCGCAUGGAGUAAAAUCAUAUUUGUACUCCAUUCUAGAGAGUGAAGGGAAACAGAAAAUAUGUAAGACAAUUGUCUCCAUCCCUCAGAUCCCUUGGUCUGAAAGAGAUAGGAGAUUAUCGUCCCCAUUCCCACUUGAGCUGCAUUUGUUUGGUGCUCUUGGAAUUUUGCUCCUUGUAAUAGAUGUUUCAGCCUUCCCCAGCCUGGUGUCCACCAGAGUAGUUGACAACUGAUCCAACUGAACGGGAGGGUGCUGGGUUAGAGAGGGUUGGUCUGUUGAACUGGGUUGGUCCAGGUUUUCCUCUGCAUGAGGAAGUCCAAAGAAGACUGUGCCUCGUGGCCCUUCGCCAAUUGCUUGCUUUUAACAGUGUGGUCGAACUUUAUUGGCAAAACAAUAACACUUAUAUCAAAAGUUGUGGUCUCCCAAUAUAGUUCCAUGGAGUAGGCCAGUAGCAGGAGAAGAAAUAUCUGUGAGAAAUACUUUGGAGGCAUGGGUCUCCCACAUCUUCUUUUCUGUCACUAAAACAAUGGUUUGCUAUCCAGUCCUAUUCCUCUUUGUCUUAAAAGACCAUUUGUUUUGCUGCAUUUUUUUUUUUUCAUUUGUAAGGAGAGUUAAGCCUUUCUCUCAUCUUUGUGUUGGGCCCAUGCAUUCUAUGUAAAGUUAAUUUAUACUCAGUACUGUAUUUAAAGUUGUUUAAAAAACUAAGAUCAAAACAAUAUGGUGUUGUGUUUCAUUUGUGCUUAGGGCCUAAAAAGCAAGGUGAAGGGAAUUUUUAAAAUAAAACUUUGAAGGCAAAAUCUGCA